UUCUUAGAUGUUGACUAUAAUUAAAUUUAAAAAUCAAAUGAAACACACGUUACAAGCAUCCAUUUAUAAAUAGGUUCUGCCUUAUGAACAAACUGAAAAAAGGACCAAACAGAUUGUAAUACAAGGAGUUUUUCCAUACACACACCAGAGUGAACUGUGCAAUGGUUACCAUGGAUACUAGGUUUUGGACCGGAUUCCUGUGUCUGUUGUCCACGGUGUCAGUAAUCUACUCCCUGAAGAUUGGAGCCUUUAACAUAAACAGCCUGACUGGGAGUAAACUGAAGACACAUCCCGGUCUGUUGGACAUCUACGUCAAGAUUAUGAGUCGGUACGAUAUUGCAGUUAUUGAAGAAGUUAUGGACACGAAAGGCAUAAAUGACAUUCUCCAAGCUCUUAACAGUCAUGGUGGCGGGCCCUAUGCCUUGCAACUUAGUGGUCGUUUGGGUGGACCAGGAUUCGAGGAAUAUUUUGCAUUUUUAUACAGAACUGACCACGUGAGUGUAAGAAAGAUAUACCAGUAUCCCGACACACACGAUUACUUCGAGCACGAACCAUUUGCAAUCCUGUUCCACACAACGCAUGCAGCUAUUCAUGACUUUGCAAUAGCUGCUGUACAUAUUCGCUCUCGUGAUACUGUGUCUGAGAUGAACCACUUAGUGGACGUCUAUGAUUCAUUAAAGUCGCACUUCGGAAACGAGAACAUUCUGUUUGCUGGAGACUUAAACGCCGAUUGUUUCGGUUUGUCACUGGCAUCUCUUCAUAAAAACCUCUUCUACACAGACCAUCGAUUCCAUUGGUUAAUUCUUAGUACGGAGGACACUAUAGUAUCCGGAAUAAGCAGUUGCGCUUACGACAGAUUCGUGGUGGCUGGAUCAGAGUUUCUGGGUGCGGUCGUCCCCUUCAGUGCCAAAUCAUUCCACUAUGACUUCGAAUACCGGUUGAAUUACCGAGAGUCUCAUUCUGUCAGCGACCACUACCCAAUCGAGAUGGAGCUCAGGUGAUUGAAUACCCAAAUACACAAAUUACUCUUACAAUAAAACUGAAUUAAAUAUUAUUUCAACUA
Messenger RNA from Gigantopelta aegis, 1063 nucleotides. Its product is annotated as deoxyribonuclease-1-like. The transcript has 9 exons. Gene Ontology annotation, molecular function: DNA nuclease activity. The record is from RefSeq and is a predicted model, not a curated record. Gene Ontology annotation, cellular component: nucleus. The coding region runs from base 162 to 1001 and encodes 279 amino acids. Lineage: Eukaryota; Metazoa; Mollusca; Gastropoda; Neomphalida; Peltospiridae. Gene Ontology annotation, biological process: DNA catabolic process.